Aspergillus terreus NIH2624 is the source of this 1662-nucleotide messenger RNA. Its product is annotated as proline permease PrnB. Bases 1 to 1662 code for a protein of 553 amino acids. Gene Ontology annotation, biological process: amino acid transmembrane transport. The transcript has a single exon. Gene Ontology annotation, cellular component: membrane. The record is from RefSeq and is a predicted model, not a curated record. Gene Ontology annotation, molecular function: amino acid transmembrane transporter activity. Lineage: Eukaryota; Fungi; Ascomycota; Eurotiomycetes; Eurotiales; Aspergillaceae.
AUGGUCGCCGACGAAGAAAAGCCCGCCGUGGCUCCCACGGCCUCCAUGGACCCUGAGUCCGCCGCCGCCGACUUGAAGCCUCGCGCCCUGCAGGCGAUGGUCGAGGCCGAUCUCCUCGAUGAGCGCUACAAAGUGACCCAGAGAGGGUUGAAGAACCGACACGUCCAGAUGAUGGCGCUGGGAGGUACCAUUGGCACCGGUCUGUUCGUUGGCAGUGGUCAGGCGCUGGCUAUCGGAGGUCCUCUGUCGUUGUUGCUGGGCUACAUCUUCAUCUCCGUGCUGGUCUACUGUCUGGUGACGGGAAUCGCCGAGGUGGGCGCCUACAUGCCUGUCCAUGGCGGGACUAUGAGCUACCACGGCUUCCGGUACGUCUCGCGCAGUAUGGGCUUCGCCAUGGGGUACCUCUACUGGUACUCGCUGGGCAUCCUGGUGCCGUACGAGAUUGUCGCUGCCUCCAUGGUCAUUGAAUACUGGCACUCGGGGGUACAUAUCGCCGUCUGGAUCACCAUCAUGCUGGUCGUCAUUGUUCUGCUCAACUUCAUGCCCGUCCGCGCCUACGGUGAAACCGAAUUUUGGUUCGCGGGCAUCAAGAUCAUCACGCUGAUCGGCCUCCUGCUGCUCUCCUUCAUCCUGUUCUGGGGUGGCGGGCCCAAUCGGCAGCGACUAGGGUUUCACUUCUGGAAAGCCGACGGGGCCAUGAACACGUACCUGGUCAGCGGCGACGCCGGUCGUUUCGUCGGGCUGCUGCAGUGCAUCGUCAAGAGCGCCAUUGCGUUUAUUUUUGCCCCCGAGCUGGUGGUCAUUAGUGGUGGUGAGGUGGAGUCCCCCCGACGCAACGUGCCCACGGCCGCGCGCCGCUACAUCUACCGACUGGUCUUCUUCUACCUGCUCGCCGCCCUGGCGAUCGGCGUCAUCUGUUCGUCCCGCGACAAGCGCAUCACGGACGGCAGCGGCACCGACGCAUCGUCCUCGCCCUUUGUCGUGGCCAUCGCCAACGCCGGCAUCCCCGCGCUGGACAGCAUCGUGAACGCCGCCAUCCUGACCUCCGCCUGGUCCGCCGGCAACUCCUUCCUCUACAUGUCGUCGCGGUCGCUGUACUCGCUCGCCGUCUCCGGCAACGCGCCCAGCAUCUUCAAGGCCUGCAAUCGCUGGGGCGUGCCGUACCUAGCCGUCGGCGUGUCGGCGCUCUUCUCGGUGCUGGGCUACCUCGCCGUCGGCAGCGGCAGCUACACCGUCUUCAACUGGCUGAUCAACUUCACCAACACGUCCGGCUUCAUCAGCUGGAUCUGCUGCAGCAUCGUGUACUUCCGCUUCAACAAGGCCUGUCGCGUGCAGGGCAUCGAGAAGCCGUACAACUCGCGUCUGCAGCCGUACGGUAUGUGGAUCGCCUUGGUCGGAUGCGUCUUCCUCCUGCUCAUCAACGGCUUCACUUGUUUCUUCCCGAGCGAGUGGUCCGCCUCGAACUUCUUCACGGCGUACAUCGGCAUCCCGGCGUUCGUGGUGCUGUAUGCCGGCCACCGCAUCGUCUUCUGGAAGGAUCCCUGGGCGUGGCGGCCGGAGGAUGUCGAUAUGCACACCGGUCUGGCGGAGAUUAUUGCGGCCGAGGUGCCUCCGCGGCCGCGGGAUACCUGGUGGCGCAAGAUGAUGGUGCUGGUUGAGUAG